Ananas comosus (pineapple) is the source of this 1673-nucleotide messenger RNA. Its product is annotated as solute carrier family 35 member F1-like. The transcript is spliced from 11 exons. Bases 114 to 1202 code for a protein of 362 amino acids. The record is from RefSeq and is a predicted model, not a curated record. Gene Ontology annotation, molecular function: transmembrane transporter activity. Gene Ontology annotation, biological process: transmembrane transport. Gene Ontology annotation, cellular component: membrane. NCBI's taxonomy places the organism in Eukaryota, Viridiplantae, Streptophyta, Magnoliopsida, Poales, Bromeliaceae.
CACUUGAUAUAGAGAUAGAGAGAGAGAGAGAGAGAGAGAGAGAGGAAGCGCUUCUUCGUCUUCGUCGUUGUCGUCUUCUUCUUCAUCUGCUUCUGGUUUUCGCGGAAGGGAAAAUGCGGGGGCAAUGGCUGAGUUGCGUGGUGGGGGAGGACAUGGCGCGGCGCCUCCGCGCGACGCGGGUGAGGGGGAUGGUGGUGGGGUUGGCGUUAGGGCAAUUCGUCUCCCUCCUCAUCACCUCCACCGGGUUCUCCUCCUCCGAGCUCGCGCGACGAGGUAUCAACGCUCCGACGUCGCAGUCGUUCUUCAACUACGUGCUUCUCGCGAUCGUUUACGGGUCUAUCGUGAUUCAUCGGAGAAAAGGGUUAAAGACAAACUGGUAUUACUAUCUGAUGCUUGGUAUUGUUGAUGUGGAGGCCAAUUUUAUUGUUGUGAAGGCUUAUCAGUACACAUCUUUGACGAGUGUGAUGCUUUUGGAUUGUUGGUCAAUUCCGUGCGUCAUAUUUCUUACUUGGAUCUUUUUGAAGACUAAGUACGGGAUCAAAAAAUUCAUUGGUGUGGCCAUAUGUGUUGGUGGCCUUGUUUUAGUUGUAUUUUCUGAUGUGCAUGCAGGAGAUCGUGCAGGAGGGCCCAACCCUGUGAAAGGUGAUAUGUUUGUGAUUGCAGGAUCCAUGCUUUAUGCAGUCAGUAAUGUUAGUGAGGAGUAUUUAGUGAAGAAUGGGGAUAGGAUUGAGAUGAUGGCAAUGCUGGGAGCAUUUGGAGCAGUUAUCAGCGGUUGUCAAAUAGCCAUACUUGAGCGCAAUGAGCUUAAAUCUAUCCACUGGACAGCUGGUGCAGUGCUACCUUUCGUCGGCUUUGCAUUGGCAAUGUUCUUGUUCUAUUCUACCGUCCCUAUAAUUCUUAAGAUAUGUGGAGCAACUAUGCUUAACCUCUCACUGUUAACCUCAGACAUGUGGGCCGUUCUAAUCCGCAUCUUUGCUUAUCAUCAGAAGGUCGAUUGGAUGUACUUCGUAGCUUUUGCAGGUGUUGCAAUUGGCCUCAUUAUCUACUCAAAGGGCUCGAAGGAAGAAGAUCAAACGGCCCAAGUAGCCGAAGUAAAUGAGGAAGAACAUAAAGAAGCGGAUGAAGAGGCUGCGAUCGAAGGCCCAGUUCAAACGACGAGUACAGCCGACGGCCAUAGCUCGAUUCAGCCGAAGCAACUUUGAUCGGCACCAACCAGUUUGACCAAAUAGGCAAAUCUUUCCUUUAAAUUGUAGAGGGUGUGAAAGAACCGAGGCAAAAUCAAGGGACCUAAUAGCAAAAUCUGUUUAGCCAUCAAGGGGAGGAAAGAGUAUCCGAAGAUGAGAUGGAAAUGCCUCUGUAAUGCCAAGAUUUGAGGAAGAGAUUUGUGAUGCAAAAUCGCCGUGUUAAAAAUGGUAAGUUAUUUUCCUUCAAAUAGAUCUCGAAUAGAUCUCGCUGAGAUCUUCAGUUUUAACUUCGUGAAGCAUAAGCAAAAGAAAAGAAAAGUCGGAUGUGUUUAUUUCCUGCAGGAACUUCAGGUUGUGUGCUGGAGAUUUUUCUAUUUUUGGUGUAGUGUAGAACUAAAAUUUUUGAUGGUCUUUUUCUACUAAGAUUCGAUUCCAAUGUUAUUUCAGAGCUCCUUUACUAGUGCCGUUUUUCAUGUUCUACUAUUUCAA